AUGGCGCCCGCAGCUCCCGUCCCAGUUGAGACGCAGCACGAGGAUGCUAUCCAUGACGCGCAGCUCGACUACUAUUCCAAGCGUCUCGCUACUAGCUCCUCGGACAAGACUAUCCGGAUAUUCAAGGUGGAGAAUGGGCAGGCCAAGGGCGACCCCGUCAUCCUGAAGGGACACACUGCACCGGUCUGGGCGGUCGCAUGGGCACACCCAUCAUUCGGCUCCAUUCUCGCUUCGUGCUCCUACGAUGGCCGUGUGUUUAUCUGGAAAGAGGUCGGGCCUGGGCAAGGGAAGGGGACAGGCGGAGAAGUCCAGGAUGGAUGGGAGCGGAUCAAGGAGCACAACCUGCAUACUGCCAGUGUCAACUCGCUCGCUUGGGCACCAUACGAGCUCGGCCCGAUCCUCGCUUGCGCCUCCUCGGACGGCAAGAUCUCCGUCAUCAACUUUCAAAAUGACGGCUCGACCGACGCGUCCGUCUUCCCCGCACAUGGUACCGGCGCCAAUGCCAUCUCAUGGGCACCGUCCGUCCUUCCCGCUUCCAAGCAAAGCCAGGGUCAGACCGCGCCCGUCAGCCAGAAACGGUUCGUAUCGGGUGGAUCGGACAAUAUGGUCCGGAUCUGGCUAUAUGAUGAAGAGGCCAAAAAGUGGGGAGAGGAGGAGGUGAUCAAGGGUCAUGAAGACUGGGUGAGGGAUACGGCCUGGGCACCGAAUAUCGGUCUGCCAGGGAUGUACAUUGCUUCUGCCAGUCAGGACCGAACAGUAUUGAUCCACUCCCGCCCUUCGCCCGGCUCACCAUGGACUUCCACCCCCCUCCUCCCCGGCGCGCCCGAAUCAAAAGACCCCCACUUCCCCGACGCGGUCUGGCGCGUCUCGUGGAGUCUUGCCGGCAACAUCUUGGCGGUCUCGUGUGGAGAUGGGAAGGUCAGUCUGUGGAAAGAAGGGGUCGGGAAGGGGUGGGAGUGCGUUAGUGAUUUCUCAAGCUAG
Dioszegia hungarica is the source of this 981-nucleotide messenger RNA. Its product is annotated as WD40-repeat-containing domain protein. The transcript has 5 exons. Lineage: Eukaryota; Fungi; Basidiomycota; Tremellomycetes; Tremellales; Bulleribasidiaceae. Gene Ontology annotation, cellular component: nuclear pore outer ring; COPII vesicle coat. Gene Ontology annotation, molecular function: structural molecule activity; protein binding. Gene Ontology annotation, biological process: COPII-coated vesicle budding; positive regulation of TOR signaling; protein import into nucleus. Bases 1 to 981 code for a protein of 326 amino acids. The record is from RefSeq and is a predicted model, not a curated record.